This is a messenger RNA of Suillus fuscotomentosus, 831 nucleotides long. RefSeq lists its product as uncharacterized. The transcript has 2 exons. Bases 1 to 831 code for a protein of 276 amino acids. The record is from RefSeq and is a predicted model, not a curated record. Lineage: Eukaryota; Fungi; Basidiomycota; Agaricomycetes; Boletales; Suillaceae.
AUGUUUCCUCCACUAUGGUACGGUUCAAGUUCUACCGUGCCCGUUGAAAGCGAGCAUGUUCAACGAAAACCCGAUGUCUGCUUAUCCGAGCACACGGAGUUGCGUUGGAACACUAUACUGGUAGUCGCUGAGCUCACCACAACCUCGUACACCCCUUCAAUACCUGCCGGAAAGACGCUUGACACAAAGGCAUGGCUCAUUUUCAGAGAGCAACCGUGGAGGCGUUUCGUACUAUCUCUUUCCUUCAGCAAUAAUUAUCACGAACUCCGUGUACAUGUACAUGACCAUUCGGGCGGCAUCGUGACCCCAGAAAUCAAUAUACAUGAGAAUCCUGAUGCUUUCAAACGCGUCAUGGCAUGCAUCGUUUUUGGUCGACGUGACUGCAUUGGAUUUGACCUCACGAUCACAAUCAACCCAAAGAUGACGAGCUUGUUGUCCGGGGCAUUUUGGGCCCGAAACAUCAAAGGACAGAUCGCCUUCAAUGAAAAUGUAUACAACUUGCUGAAGGUGAUCUUCUGCAAUCAAGGACUUGUGGGCUGCGGAACCGUUUGCUACCUGGCUCGGAGAGAUGGCGAGGAGUUUAUUAUUAAGGAUCAUUGGGUGAAAGGCGACAAGAGUGUAGUGUUGAAUGAGGUGGAGAUGCUGAAAGCUCUGAAGGAUAUCCCUGGUGUUCCCCAAUACGUGGAACACUGUCUCAUGGAGGUAGAGCCGGGCAAAGUCGACGAUACGCAAAUGUAUCGCCAGAAGAUCUAUAAUAGCACCCAAGGUGUCUAUCGCACGCAUGUCCGUCUCAUCUUGAAACCACGGGCUCGUCCUUUACACGAGUUUUGA